Messenger RNA from Eurytemora carolleeae, 1526 nucleotides. RefSeq names its product cytochrome b5. Lineage: Eukaryota; Metazoa; Arthropoda; Copepoda; Calanoida; Temoridae. Gene Ontology annotation, molecular function: heme binding. The transcript is spliced from 3 exons. The coding region runs from base 622 to 1026 and encodes 134 amino acids. The record is from RefSeq and is a predicted model, not a curated record. Gene Ontology annotation, cellular component: intracellular membrane-bounded organelle; membrane.
UACAACACUUACACAACUAUACACUGUGCAGUGUGCACUGUACACUAUUAAUAUGUAAAUUGUACAGUGUACACUUACACUUGACAAUAUGUUCUGUAUUUAACUUCAUUUAAGUUUCUUUAUUUAUUUCAUAGUACCAUUGGCGAUUAAAAAUGGUUCCCAUUUUAAGUACCUACAUUCUGAUAUAUAUGAGCAUUUAGAUAUCAAUAUUCAAUAUUUCAACUUUCAAGCUAAAAUAAAAAUUAAAAUUAUUCAAAUUUCUACUGUGAUAAAACCAUAAUAAAUUACAGUGAUAACCACAAAACUUUGAAAUAGGAAGACGACUUUAUAGCAAUACUUAAGGAUAUUUGAUGUUUUUAUAAAGCUAAUAGUUUACAAGACACUUAUGACGUCACUGAUUAAGUAAAAUAAGUCUGUUUCACACUGCAAAAUUGCUGUGUCCAUGCUUUUUGGACUUUUUGAAAUCAUAACUUGAGUCUAAAAGUCGUCUUCCUGUUUCAGAGUUUUUUUUGUAAUCACUGUACUUUUUGGUUUUCAGUUUGUUAUCUAAUGAUAUUUCUUGAUGGGUUCAUUUUGAUUUGAUUUCAGAAAAGUUUUUGUUUAUAAAUUUUCAAAAAUAAAAUGUCUGACAAGGAGGUUAAAAUCUACAGGUUGGAUGAAGUGAAGGAGCACAACAUUAGCAAGGGAGAAAAGAAAUCUGUCUGGACGAUUAUUCACAAUAAGGUGUACGAUGUAACCCCGUUCCUUGAUGAGCACCCUGGUGGCGAGGAAAUUCUUCUCGAGAAUGCCGGGAUCGAUUCUUCAGAGAAUUUCGAGGAUGUUGGACACUCAAGCGAUGCCCGUGAAAUGCUGGAGGAAUAUUAUAUUGGAGAACUGCACGAAGAUGAUAAGGUUGAAACUGAGAAAGCUAAAGCCUGGGGUCCUGGACCUGUCCCUGUAGAAGAAUCAUCUUGGAUUACAACAUAUCUUAUUCCUAUCUCUGUAGCCCUUGGAUGCGCAAUUCUUUACAGAUACUUUAUGCACUAGAACAGUGAUCAGGGACGCCAUCUUAGUCCAUGGCGAUAUAACCACGUGUUAAUCAGCUGAUGUCUAAAUAUGGCGGACCGUGUUUUUUCCCGGAUUUUUACAAGGGAAAAUUACAUUUAUUAUUAGUCUGGGUAGUUUAUUUAACGAAUUUUUUAAUUGAAUUUUGUAAGGUGCAGAAGGAGGCAUAAUUAAACUAUACUUUACGUUUAUUUACUCGGGAAAAUUCGACUGUGGCAUGACCAUUUUUAUUAUCUAUGCAUAUCUAUUAUUGGUUCCCCUAUAAAAAAUAUGAACACUUCCAUAAAUAAAGGUGUAUAGUGUACACUGUACUUUAAAAUUGCAUUAAUGUCGUCUCCUUAUUCCAUAGUGUUCUGGUUCUCACUGUAUUUUAUAUUUUACAAUAAUUACAAAAUAACUGAUUUGUCAGUUAAAAUAUAACUUGUAUAACAUCUAUAACUAUAUGUAACUCUAAAUGUGUAAAAUUUCAUUGUUUUAGAUUG